Solanum verrucosum is the source of this 1790-nucleotide messenger RNA. RefSeq lists its product as uncharacterized. Bases 105 to 1715 code for a protein of 536 amino acids. The record is from RefSeq and is a predicted model, not a curated record. Lineage: Eukaryota; Viridiplantae; Streptophyta; Magnoliopsida; Solanales; Solanaceae. The transcript has 3 exons.
UUUUCAAUUCGACAGCUAACAUUUGCACAGUCAAUCACAACCGUUAAAUUACUCAUCGCCGGCGAUCUGUAAACUCCGAUCACUUCUCCGUGAUCUGACUAACAAUGUCAUGGUUGGCUCGAUCAAUUGCCAACUCCCUGAAUCUCGACGACGACACAAACGACGUCGUUCCACCUCCUAAUCGAGAUCACUCCACUGACAAUCCAAAAUCGGAAAAUCAUCAACAAACAGAAGAUUCAUCUUCACCGACAUCGCCUUCACGUGGCGUUAAAGAGGAUCUGUCGGAGCUAACUAAAACACUAACCAGUCAAUUUUGGGGAGUCGCGUCAUUUCUAGCUCCACCGCCACAAUCUGAUUCGUAUAAGCCUAUUGACAACUCCAAAUUGGAUCCGGAUGAGGAGGAAUCCGACCCGGCGGCGGGGAUCGUAGGUUUGCAGACUGACUUUGCUGAAAUCAGUGGGAAGUUCAAGAGCGGAAUAUCUUUACUGUCGAGUAAUAUGGCGGUGUCGGAAAUUACGAAAAUGGCGUCGAAUUUACUGCAGUUGGGACCGGAAGAGGAGGAAGAGGGGAAAGGCUUUGAUCUGGACAAAGGUGUUGUUGGUGUUACGGAAGAAGUAGUGGCUUUCGUAAGGGACAUUGCGAUGCAUCCUGAAACUUGGUUGGAUUUCCCUUUGCCCGAAAAUGAAGAUGAUGAAGAUUUCUACUUAUCUGAUGCACAGCAAGAGCAUGCAUUAGCUGUUGAACAACUUGCCCCCAGAUUGCCUGCUUUGAGGAUUGAGCUCUGUCCAAUUUACAUGAAUGAAGCGCGUUUUUGGGAGAUCUACUUUGUACUUCUUCACCCUCGACUGGAUAAGCAAGAUGCUAAGCUUUUGUCAACACCACAGUUUGUCAAAGCCAGGGCCUCAUUGGCACAAGAGUUGCAUAAGCGAACUAAGCCAAUAGAAGAAGACUGGCCAGAGAAGAGGACUUCUGAAUCAAAUGACAGAAAUAACUCUCGGCCUGAAGAGAUUGUCUCAGUGCCGUCCACUGCGCUUUCUACAGAUGUGGUUCAUGAGAUGUCUAGUGUGGAAUCGAGCACUUUUACUGCAGUACCUGUCCCUGCUACCAAGAAGCAGCCUGUCCUUAGUAGUGAAAGCCAAGUUGUUGACAAACCAGUGGUUGAAGGAGGACUCGUUACACAUAGUAAUGUUGAAAAACAGCCUGUUAUUAGCCGUGAAAUCCAAAUUGUUGACAAACCAGUGGUUGAAGGAGGACUUAUUACCCAUAGUAGUGUCGAAAAGCAGCCUGUGAUUAGCAGUGAAAUCCAGAUUGUUGACAAACCAGUAGUUGAAGGAGGACUUAUUACCCAUAGUAAUGUUGAAAAGCAGUCUGUGAUUAGCAGUGAAAUCCAAAUUAUUGACAAACCAGUGGUUGAAGGAGGAGUUGCUACCCAUAAGAAUGUUGAAAAGCAGCCUGCCAUUAGCAGUGAAAUCCAAAUUGUUGACAAAUCUGUGGUUGAAGGAGGACUUGCUACCCAUAAGAAUGUUGAAAAACCACAAUCUGUUUCCACUAGUAAGUUACAAGAGAGUGAUGAAGAUGAUGGUGAUGAUUGGUUAAAGGAAGAAGGCACAGAAUUCGUAGGUGUUAGUAAGACCACCAUUCCUAUCGACAAUGAGGAGGAUGUAUCAUUUAGUGAUCUUGAAGAGGACGACAUGGACGUGCCUGCAAAUGUCUAGAAAGUAAAUUACAGUUCUGAUAGACUCUCAAGAUUGUGUUCAGUAGAGAAAAAGCUCCACCAGCUUGUCAAAAAU